Messenger RNA from Chrysochloris asiatica (Cape golden mole), 4155 nucleotides. It is a transcript of the gene NID2, whose product is annotated as nidogen 2 (osteonidogen). NCBI's taxonomy places the organism in Eukaryota, Metazoa, Chordata, Mammalia, Afrosoricida, Chrysochloridae. Gene Ontology annotation, molecular function: calcium ion binding. The coding region runs from base 1 to 4155 and encodes 1384 amino acids. The record is from RefSeq and is a predicted model, not a curated record. Gene Ontology annotation, cellular component: basement membrane. The transcript has 22 exons. Gene Ontology annotation, biological process: cell-matrix adhesion.
AUGCUGGGGAACCCGAUGGCCGAGCGGCCGCCGCUGUUGCAGCAGCAGCUACUGCUACUAUUGUUGCUACUGUCUAGGGUCGCGGCGCUGCACCCUGGCGAGCUCUUCCCCUACGGGGAGUCGUGGAGGGAUCAGCUCCUGCCGGAAGGCGACGACGAGAGCUCAGCUGCCGUGAAGCUGGCUAUUCCCCUGCGCUUCUACGAAGCCCAGUUCAGUGACCUCUACGUGGGCACCAAUGGCAUCAUCUCCACACAGGACUUCCCCAGGGAGACCCAAUAUGUGGACGAUGAUUUCCCCACAGACUUCCCGGCCAUUGCCCCUUUUCUGGCCGACAUUGAUACGAGCGGGGGCAGAGGCCGGAUCCUGUAUCGCGAGGACACUUCCCCAACUGUGCUGGGUCUAGCUGCCCGCUACGUGCGCGCCGGCUUCCCGCGCUCUGCUGAGCGCUUCGCCCCCACCCACGCCUUCCUGGCGACCUGGGAGCAAGUGGGCGCCUAUGAGGAGGUCCGGCGAGGGGCGCCGCCUUCGGGGGAGCUCAACACUUUCCAGGCAGUUUUGGCAUCUGAUGAGUCUGAUAGCUACGCCCUCUUUCUUUAUCCUGUUAAUGGCCUGCAGUUCUUUGGAACUCGCCCCAAAGAGUCUUACAACGUUCAACUCGAACUUCCAGCCCGAGUGGGCUUCUGCCGAGGGGAGGCUGGGGAGCUGAAGAGAGAAGGACCAUAUUUCAGUUUGACCAGCACUGAACAGUCUAUAAAAAAUCUCUACCAACUAAGCAACGUGGGGAUUCCUGGCGUGUGGGCUUUUCAUAUCGGCAGCACCUCCCUACUGGACAAUGUCAGACCAGCAAUAGUUGAAGGGGACCUUUCCAAAUCCCGCUCCUUGGCAUCUCUGGAACAUUCCUUCAGCCAUGAUGCUGCUCUGGAAAGUGACUAUACUGAUGACAAUCUGGAUUAUUAUGAUGAGAAUGAAGAGGAAAUUGAAUAUCCCCCAAGUGAACCAGAGGAGGCAGGGAAUGGCCAUGGCUCUAUUGAUGUUUCCUUCCACUCAAAAGUUGAUUCAAGGACUUUAGGAGAAUCCACCACCCGGGAUCCUCAAACCAAAGAGGGGACACCUGUGGGGAAGACAGAUAUUUUAGAUAUAAAUGGCCAAGUUCAGCAUUCUGAACAGACAGAGACCAGAAGCCCAGCUUCUUCACCAGAGAUUGACACGGGUUCACUGAAUCCCUCACAGGAAGCCUCACUACUCUAUCCUGAAAAUGAACAUACGCAGCCUUACCCAGGUGGAGGGGCGGUGCCAUCAGCAGUAGAUGUUCCUCCAGCUCAUCCUGGUGGAAAAGUUGUCCUUCAACAUUACCCCAUACCUGAUUUUACUGCACCUCGGAGUGGUGGAAGGUCUGUGGUAGCAGUGGAAGACAACAUCAGUUCCAACACCAAGGUCUUCACAUACAAUGGUGCCAACAAGGAAACCUGUGAACGUAGCCACAGACAGUGCUCCCAGCAUGCCUUCUGCACUGACUACACCACUGGCUUCUGCUGCCACUGCCAGUUCAGGUUUUACGGAAAUGGGAAGCAUUGUCUGCCAGAAGGGGCACCUCUCCGAGUCAAUGGGAAAGUGACCGGCCACCUCCAUGUGGGCCACAUGCCUAUACACUUCACCAACGUGGACCUGCAUGCUUACAUCGUGGGCAAUGAUGGCAGAGCAUACACGGCCAUCAGCCACAUCCCACAGCCCGCAGCCCAGGCCCUUCUCCCCCUCACACCCAUUGGAGGCCUGUUUGGCUGGCUCUUUGCAUUAGAAAAACCAGGCUCAGAGAAUGGCUUCAGCAUCACCGGUGCUACUUUUACCCAGGACAUGGAUGUUACCUUCUACCCAGGAGAGGAGAAGGUUCAUAUCACUCAAAUUGCUGAGGGACUUGACUCGGAGAACUAUCUGAGCAUCAAGACCAACAUUCAAGGUCAGGUACCUUCCAUCCCAGUGAAUUCCACAGCCCACAUUGCCCCCUACAAGGAGCUCUACCACUACUCUGACUCAGCUGUAACCUCUACAAGUUCUAGAGAGUACUCCCUCACAUUUGGUGACAUCAGCCAAACCUGGUCCUACCGCAUCCACCAGAACAUCACAUACCAGACCUGCAAGCAUGCUUCCAGACACCAGGCCGUCCCCACCACCCAGCAGUUAACUGUGGACCGGGUCUUUGCCAUGUACAGCGAUGAAGAAAGAGUUCUUAGAUUUGCUGUGGCAAAUCAAGUUGGUCCUGUUGAAGAGGAUUCAGGCCCAGCUCCAGUCAAUCCUUGUCAUGAUGGCAGCCACAUGUGUGACACAACAGCACAGUGUCAUCCAGGGACAAAUGCAGCCUACACCUGUGAGUGUGCACCUGGGUACCAGGGAGAUGGACGGAGCUGUGUGGAUGUAGAUGAAUGCACAACUGGCUCCCAUCACUGCGGCCCCAACUCUGUGUGUAUCAAUAUGAAAGGAAGCUACAAGUGUGAAUGCCCUAAUGGUUAUGAGUUUGCAGAAGACCGACACACUUGUAUCUUGAUUGCCCCACCUCCCAACCCCUGUGAGGAUGGUAGUCACACCUGUGCUCCUGCUGGCCAGGCCCAGUGCAUUCAUCAUGGCGGCAGGAUGUUCACCUGUGCCUGUCUGCCUGGUUAUGCUGGCUCAGGCCAACAAUGUACUGAUGUUGACGAAUGCUUGGAAAACAGAUGUCACCCUGCAGCGACUUGCUACAAUACUCCUGGUUCCUUUUCCUGUCGUUGCCAACCUGGGUAUCACGGGGAUGGAUUUCAGUGCACACCUGACUCUACCUCAGAAUUGAAACCCUGUGAACAGCAGCAGCGCUAUGCCCAGGCCCAGCCGGCCUAUCCUGGAUCCCCACUGCACAUCCCCCAAUGUGAUGAGAAUGGCAACUUCCUGCCCCUUCAGUGUCACAGGAACACAGGCUUCUGCUGGUGCGUGGACCACAAUGGCCAUGAAGUCCCUGGCACGCGGACACCCCCUGGCUCUACCCCGCCUCACUGCAGAACACCAGAAUCCAUCCAGAGGCCUCGGACUGUCUGUGAACGCUGGAGGGAAAGCCUGAUGGAACACUAUGGUGGCAUAGCCCGGGACGACCAGUAUGUGCCCCAAUGUGAUGACUUGGGCCAGUUCAUCGCCCUGCAAUGCCAUGGGAAGAGUGACUUCUGCUGGUGUGUGGACAAAGAUGGCAGAGAGGUGGAGGGCACCCGCUCCCAGCCAGGCACCACUCCUGCAUGUAUACCCACGGUGGCUCCACCCACAGUCCGGCCGACCCCCCGCCCUGACGUGACCCCUCCGUCUGUGGGCACCUUUCUACUCUAUGCCCAAGGACAGCAGAUCGGCCACUUGCCCCUCAAUGGCACCAAGCUUCAGAAGGAUGCGGCCAAGACCCUGCUGUCACUGCAUGGCUCCAUAGUCGUAGGAAUUGACUAUGACUGUCGGGAGAAAAUGGUGUACUGGACAGAUGUUGCUGGACGAACAAUCAGCCGCACCAGUCUGGAACCAGGAGCAGAGCCUGAGACGAUAAUUAACACAGGUCUAAUAAGCCCUGAAGGGCUUGCCAUCGAUCACGUCCGUAGAACCAUGUACUGGACAGACAGUGGCCUGGAUAAGAUAGAGAGCGCAAAGCUUGAUGGUUCGGAGCGCAGAGUCCUCUUUCACACAGAUCUGGUGAAUCCCAGAGCCAUUGCUGUGGAUCCAAUCAGAGGCAACUUGUACUGGACAGACUGGAAUCGUGAAGCUCCUAAAAUUGAAAUAUCUUCUUUAAGUGGAGAAAACAGAAGAAUUUUGGUGAAUAAAGACAUUGGGCUACCCAAUGGCUUAACCUUUGACUCCUUCUCCAAAUUGCUCUGCUGGGCAGAUGCAGGAACCAAAAAACUGGAGUGUACACUACCUGAUGGAACUGGACGGCGUGUCAUCCAAAACAACCUCAACUAUCCCUUCAGCAUUGUUAGCUACACAGAUCACUUCUACCACACAGACUGGAGGAGGGAUGGUGUUAUCUCUAUAAACAAACACAGUGGCCAGUUUACUGAUGAGUAUCUCCCAGAGCAGCGGUCACAUCUCUAUGGGAUAACUGCCGUCUACCCGUACUGCCCAACAGGUAAUGAAUACUCUCAGAGUACAUUAAGAGUCUAA